AUGAUUGGGUGUGUUUUGUUACUUUUGGGCUGGCUAAACCUAAGCCCAGUACCAUUUCUUGCCCAUAUAAUUGGAACUACUGAGCCAGCUCUAAAGCUUCUAAUAUCAAUCUUACUGGGUUACCCCUUAGGAAUUAUAUACAAUGCAAAGAUAAAAGAACAUAAACCACUGAGGCAUAUUUACUUUGCGUUGAUGGGGGUUGAUCUUGCAAUUUACAAUUUUGGAUGGUCAUUUAUCCAUAAUGCUAUACCUGCACUUGUAAUAUAUCUUACUACAUUGUUGUUUGGCCCAGGGAAAUGGAAUGCAAUUAUAACAUUUGUAUUUAACAUGACAUAUCUUUUAGUUGGAUAUGUUAUGACAGAGUCUGAGGAUUAUGAUAUAACAUGGACAAUGCCCCAUUGUGUCCUGACCCUAAAACUGAUUGCACUUUCGUUUGAUAUUUGGGAUGGCCAAAAAUUAAAACAAGGAAAAGAAUUAUCAAGUAACAAUAGAAUAACUGCUUUGGAGAGGGCACCAACACUCUUAGAGCUUUUUGGAUUUGUUUAUUUUCCUGCUUGUUUCCUUGUUGGGCCUAUAUUUUCAUUCAAACGAUACAUUGAUUUUGUUUCUGACAAAUAUCCUCUUGAAAGUGAAUCUAAAAGUCUCCAAAAACAUGCAGUGCAAAGGCUUCUUCUAGGUCUUGCUUAUUUAAUAGCAUUUCAAGUAGGAGUGUCUGUCUUCAAUAUUAAAUACAUGAUGUCUGAUGAGUUCUGGGAAACAUCUAUUAUUUACCGACAUUUUUACUGUGGCUUAUGGGCUCAUUUUGCUCUAUACAAGUAUAUUUCUUGCUGGCUACUUACAGAAGCCUCAUGCAUUCGUUUUGGAUUGUCGUACAAUGGAAAUGAGGUAACAAAAGAAGGUAUGGUUGCCAAGUGGGAUGGUUGUAAUAACAUCAAGCUGAUGCUUUUCGAAGGAGCAACUAAAUUCCAACACUAUAUAGACAGUUUCAAUUGUAAUACAAACUUCUUUGCAGCUGAAUAUAUCUACAAAAGGCUUAAGUUUUUGAAUAACCGUCACUUAAGCCAGUUUUUCACACUCUUAUUUUUAGCUCUGUGGCAUGGACUACGUUCUGGUUAUUACAUGACAUUCUUCAAUGAAUUCAUCAUUAUAUUUAUGGAAAAAGAAAUGGAAAGUAUUAUUUCAAAAACCACCUUAUAUGAAAAGGUCUGGAAUUCACCUUUGAAGUAUGUUAUGUAUGUAUUCCUAAAAGCUUAUACUAUCGUUUUUAUGGGUUGGAGUUUGGCUCCGUUUGAUCUCAAAAUAUUUUCGAAGUGGUGGCAAGUAUACUACAGCUUAUUUUUCUCAGGUUUCUUUAUUUUCUUGCCUUGGCCAUUUUUAUACAAACGACUUCUUAAAAUGGCGGUUAAAAAAUACUUUAAGUCUAAACUUGAUGAAAAGCCAAAAAGUUCUUAA
Messenger RNA from Pieris macdunnoughi, 1452 nucleotides. NCBI's taxonomy places the organism in Eukaryota, Metazoa, Arthropoda, Insecta, Lepidoptera, Pieridae. The record is from the annotation of a GenBank genome assembly.